This is a messenger RNA of Zingiber officinale, 852 nucleotides long. RefSeq lists its product as uncharacterized. The record is from RefSeq and is a predicted model, not a curated record. NCBI's taxonomy places the organism in Eukaryota, Viridiplantae, Streptophyta, Magnoliopsida, Zingiberales, Zingiberaceae. The transcript is spliced from 2 exons. Bases 173 to 571 code for a protein of 132 amino acids.
GGCAUUCACAGCGUCGAUUUUGUGCCAGCAAAGAGCCUAAAAAGCUGGUCUUUUUAACGCCUCCUUCCUCCAGUUCUCAGACAGGGAGGAAAAGUGCGCGAGGUGCCAGUGGCGAAGAACUGCUGAUCCUAUAAGCAUAUCGGAUUGUCCAAGUGUUGUUGAUUUAGUGUCGAUGGGUAGAGGCAGAGGAAAAGGGAAGAAAUUGACUGUAUCCACUUCUCAAGAGGAUCCAGGGGGGUAUGAUGGUGAAGAGGUGCUCACUGCAUUUAGAAGAGGAAAGCCCUUGAAACCUUUGAAGGAGGACAUUGAUGAAGAUGAUGCUGAAAAAAUUGGUGGAGAAGAUGACAUGAAACUUAGCGCACCAAAGGAAGAGGUUGAGGGACCAACAGUAGUGGUUAAGAAGAGGAGGAAGAGAGACUCAAAAUCAGAAGAAAACUCUGUGAAGACUGAAAAUGGUGCUGGAUCCAAAUCCAUGGAACAGUCAAGUAGUUCUAAUAGCUUUCGGCGGAGUGGAAGCCGGCGGAAAGGUAAGCCAUGUAGGGCUGCUGGAGUUGGAGUUGUGUGCAAGUGAGCACUUCAACCGAUUCUUCUGAGUCCUUGUACUAUUCCAUUGUAAAAUAUGCCUGAUGGCUGAUCCAUGGCAGUUCACUUCUUGCUAUUAGCCUUGUCAUCCUCCAUGAUCAAAGAAGAGCUAGAAGCUAGCUAUAGUUGAUUUCCCCCCUUUAUAAUGAGGAUCUUGAAAUUUUUUGUUCUUCAUGAUUGAUACUCUUUUUUUUUUUUUUUUGUAGAAUUAGAAAUUUCUUAUUGUCUUGGUUCAUUCACAUUGAAUUUUUGCAGGGUCGUUAAAUGCCA